AUGCCAAGGGCGCCCAAAGUGGCGGCGAAAGCGAAGGCGGCCGCGGGGGCCAAGGCGGCCGGGGCGAAGGUGGCCGCAAAGGCGAGUACAGGCACUGUGCGCAAAACAGCGCUGGACGGUGGCCUGGAUGACCGCAUGGAGAGGCUCCUGGCCAACAAGGGGCCAGCCGCGAAGGUGAGCAAAACCGCGGACUUCCAGGCAUUCUUGGAGGAGAGCGACUCCGACGAGGCAAGGCCGAAGGCGAGCGCGAAGCCAAAGCCGCUGAGCCAGCCUUCACCAUCGCCGUCGCCCUCCCCGUCGUCACCGUCGAAGGGCGUGAUCACCCGAUCCCCAGCGAAAAUGUCGGCCUUCGCCGCCCAGAAGAGCGAGAGGAGCGAGAAGGUGAGGAGCGUCAGCUCCCACUCCCCCUCCGCCACUCCCCGGUCACAGAGCCACGGCCGCGACGGCCGCGAGUCCCGCUCCCACAACUCGCCCUCCCACGGCUCGCCCUCCAGGGGCUCAGCCUCGCGGUCUGCCUCCCCGCGGUCCGGCUCCGUGCCCUCGGUCCGCUCCGCGCGUUCUGCGCCCUCGGUGCGCUCGGGGUCCCGGUCCCUGUCCCGGUCGCCCAGCCAGAGCCUGAGCCGGUCGUCGAGGGCGUCCAGCGCCAGUGCGCCGCGGAAGCCCUUGGCCAACAUCCGCCCGCUCAGCGACCUGCCGGGAGCGAGUGGCAUUCAAGGCCUAAGCGUUCCCAGAGCGACGUCGAAGGCGCCGCCGGAGACCCCCAGAUCAGCGGACACUUAUGCGGAGGAUUUCACCGCCGACAGCGCCAGCCUGAGGAGGCCCUCGGCCAAUUACGAGGAUGACUUCGAGGCCUCAAGCAGCGUCAGUGGAAGUGCCAGCGCCCCUCCAGCUGCCGCCCCAGCAGCAGCAGCCGCGCCAACGGCAGUGGCAGCGCCAACGGCAGUGGCAGCGCCAACGGCAGUGGCAGCGCCAACGGCAGUGGCAGCGCCAACGGCAGCGGCCGCCCCGGCCCGUGUGGCCGCCCCGGCCCCAGCAGCCACCUCAACAGCCACCCCAGCGCUUGCUUCAGCGACCGUCUCGGCCGUCACUCCCGCAGCCACGCCUGCCAAGCCCACAGCUCCAGCACCAGUGCCGGCGCCUGCGCCCGUGCCUGCAGCGCCUGCCUUGGCCUCGGCCUUGGCCACAGCACCGGCCAUGCCAUCAACGGCAGCGCCGGCGCCAUCGCCUGCGGCAAAGGUUGCAGCCGCGCCUCAGGCAGCUUCGGCUCCGCCAGCGACGCCCGCCGCGCCAUCCCAGCGGGCGCCAUCCCCCACGCUUCCACAGGCACCGGCAGCUGCCGUGAGCACACCAGCGGUGCAAGCAGCAGCUGCGACAGCGCCGCCGCCGAGGACCGUGUGGGCAGCGCCGGAUGACGACUACCGACCGCGGCGGCCCACUUGCGAUGUGGAUGUGCAGGUGAACAUCCCAGUGGAUGUGGGGGUGCAGUGUGACUUGCUCACAGAUCCCAUGACCCAGCCAGGCUUUCCGUGGCCCAUGCCCGGCAUGCCCGGCAUGCCCGGCAUGCCCGGCAUGGGCAUGGGCAUGGGCAUGAACCCCCAGGGCGACCUCAAGGCCGGCACUGUUCCGGGCAUGCCCGGGAUGCCCGGGAUGCCCGGGAUGGGCAUGCCAAUGCAGGCUCCCUUCGGCUACCCCUGGGCCUGGCCGGGCUUCUUCCCUCCGCAUGCCGGGUCGCCAGGGCCCGGGCCUGGAGCGCCGCCUUUCGCGCGGCAGGAGGGAUCCAACAUGGCGCCAGCGUUGUGGGCGCUGCGUAUGGUGGAUGACUCCUUCCGGGAUCAAAUUGACCUGCUCCGCCAGGCUGCGGCGCGUCACCGGAACUUGCUGGAGAAGAGCCGCGGCAGCUGA
Messenger RNA from Effrenium voratum, 1902 nucleotides. The record is from the annotation of a GenBank genome assembly. NCBI's taxonomy places the organism in Eukaryota, Dinophyceae, Suessiales, Symbiodiniaceae.